This is a messenger RNA of Solenopsis invicta (red fire ant), 5892 nucleotides long. RefSeq names its product phosphoinositide 3-kinase regulatory subunit 4 (gene Vps15). The transcript is spliced from 17 exons. The record is from RefSeq and is a predicted model, not a curated record. Gene Ontology annotation, molecular function: protein serine/threonine kinase activity; ATP binding; protein binding. Lineage: Eukaryota; Metazoa; Arthropoda; Insecta; Hymenoptera; Formicidae. Gene Ontology annotation, biological process: late endosome to vacuole transport; protein targeting to vacuole; protein phosphorylation. The coding region runs from base 147 to 4460 and encodes 1437 amino acids. Gene Ontology annotation, cellular component: phosphatidylinositol 3-kinase complex, class III, type I; late endosome; phosphatidylinositol 3-kinase complex, class III, type II.
UUCUGCGCAUAUCUUUAGGAACUGCCGACUACGCAACUUGAAUUGUGGUUGGUUGCCCUGUGUCUGUAAAAUGCGAAAAAUCGGGAAAAAUGGACGCGGAGAGUGAGUGCAUCACUUUUAUCUGAACCCUCGUCUUGACAGCCAAAAUGGGCAAUCAAUUAGUGGGCAUCGCGCCCAGCCAAAUAUUUCCGGUAGAGCACUAUUUGACGGACCACAGCGAUUUAUUAUUCGACGUGAAUUUAGGAAGCACAAGAUUCUUUAAAGUAGCUCGGGCCCGCAGUUUAGAGGGCCUGAUAGUAGUAAAAGUGUUUGCGAUUCAUGAUCCAACAUUGCCAUUAUCUACAUAUAAGGACAAGCUGGAGGAGAUUAGGUCAAAGUUAGCCUCAGCUGUCAACUGCCUACCGUUUCAACGAAUGAUUCUCACAGAAAAAGCAGGCUCAAUAAUGCGAGAAUAUGUCAAAUAUUCUCUUUAUGACAGGAUUAGCACUAGGCCAUUUUUAACAAGCAUUGAGAAAAAAUGGAUCACUUUUCAAGUGUUAUAUGCUCUUAAUCAAGCCCACAAGUUUGGUGUUUGUCAUGGUGAUAUAAAAUUAGAGAAUAUUAUGAUAACCAGUUGGAACUGGGUGUUGCUUACGGAUUUUGCUAGUUUUAAACCAACGUAUUUGCCAGAGGAUAAUCCUGCGGAUUUUUCAUAUUUUUUUGAUACUUCCAGAAGGAGAACAUGUUAUAUAGCGCCUGAACGAUUUGUGAAAACACUAUCCUCAGAACUGAGCAACACAUUGCUGUUACCAGAACAAGAAGUGAAGACCGGUGACCUGCAUCCCAUGAUGGAUAUUUUUUCUGCAGGCUGUGCUUUAACAGAAUUGUAUAACGAAGGACACCCACCAUUUGAUUUUUCACAACUCUUGGCGUACAGAAACAACGAAUAUUCUGUGAGCAAGCACUUAGAUAGUAUAGACGAUUCAGGAAUACGCGAGCUACUUAGUUCAAUGUUGGAGAGAAAUCCAGCAAAUAGAAAGAGCGCAGAGAUUUAUCUAGCUCAAACUCGCGGCACCAUCUUCCCGGAAUAUUUUUAUUCUUUUCUGCAAUCUUAUAUGCUCAUUUUCUCUGCCGCUCCAAUCUUAUCGCCAGACGAGAAAAUAACACGAUUAAAAAAGGACAUUGGCAAUAUUAUAAGUAUACUUAAGACGGAAGAAAAUGAACGAAUGAAAACAAGCGAGACCAAACCUAUGGAAACCACAAAAUCCGGUCAAAGCGAGAGUAACGUGGAAUCAAUUAAAGAUGAUUCCGGCCAUAGCGAGGACAAUACGAUGAUAGAAGUCGAUAGCGAUCAGAGUUCCGAUAAGACCGAUUUAAAUCAAAUUGAUAUGAAGAGUACGACGCAAGACAUUGGCAGUGAUAUUCAAGUAGAUACAGAGCCGGAGAUUAAAUCGUCCGAAGAUGACAAACAAACAUUCGAUGCAGAAUCCAAAAAAUCAACUUCUACCUCGAAUGAAAUUCUAGAAGGGCUCGUUAUUAUAACUCAACUUGUUACAUCUUGCAUAAGAGGAUUGCAUCACUCGCAAUCUAAAUUGCAUAGUUUAGAGAUACUAUUGGAGCUGGCUGAAAAUGUUUCUGACGAGACAAUUCUUGAUAGAAUAUUACCUUAUAUCUUCCACUUGGUUCACGAUCCAGCGCCGCGAGUAAGAGUAUCGGCGAUACACACUUUAACGAAGUGUUUACAUCUUGUGAAAUUGAUACCAUCUUCGGAUGUAAAUAUAUUCCCUGAGUACAUUCUACCAGGUUUAGCGCACAUAACUCAAGACGAGGCAGUUAUUGUUAGGGCAGCUUACGCGGAGAAUAUUGCGCAUUUGGCGCAUAUUGCUCUGCGUUAUUUGGAAAACUCUCAUCUGUCUAAUUUGAGCAACAAAGAGGGACCAAAGCCUAGUUAUGACAGCGAAUUGCAAACCUUGCACGAAAUGGUCCAACAAUCAGUGUCUACGCUAUUAACAGAUCCCCAAAAUUUAGUGAAACAAACGUUAAUGGAGAAUGGAAUAAACAAAUUGUGCGUGUUCUUCGGAAAACAAAAAGCCAACGAUAUUUUACUUAGUCAUGUUAUUACAUUUUUAAACGACAAGGAAGAUAAAGAACUCAGAGGCUCUUUUUUUGAAUGCAUAGUCGGCGUGGCUGCAUAUGUCGGUUGGCAUAGUAGUCCUAUACUAAUGCCGCUUCUGCAACAAGGUUUAUCCGAUCCUGAAGAAUUUGUAACCACAAAAGCUAUAAAUGCCAUGGCAACACUUACAGAAUUGGGUCUGCUACAUAAAUCUGCUCUUUAUCAGCUAUUAUCAGAAACUAUGGUCUUCCUGGUUCACCCAAAUCUUUGGAUACGUCAUGCAACUGUUGGCUUUAUAUCUGCGGCAGCAAGAACUCUGAAUGUAGUAGAUGUCCAAUGUAAAGUUCAAACAAUGCUCCAACCAUAUUUGAAGCAUGCAUUGAUCCAAAUAGAAAAGGAGAUUUUAUUGCUUGAGGCACUUGUUCCUCCCAUAUCUAGAAUAGUAUACGAUUCUGUGGUGAAGUAUAAUGAUGUAGAGGAAUUAUUCCAAGUACUUGAACAAAGACAAGCAGCUAGAAUGAAAGCCAUAACUGGUGUGGUACCACCACAAUACAACGACAUGAGCAACUCCUUAAGAAAUCUUUUUAGGCGACUGAGUUCAGAAUCUAUGACUGAGGCAGUUGAGGAACAGUUGCUAAUCAUGAAACCUCACUUAAUGAAGAUCAACAAGUAUCGCAAUUCCGCAGAUACGAAACAAAAUGCUAUCAAAUCCGUAGACGGCAAACUUGAGCUGAGCCCAGUAAAGGAUAGGAUAAGACACCAUGUCGUUGUAUUAUAUCCUGAUACUAAAGGAGACUUGACUUUGCCGCCCUUUAAAAGAUUGGAUCGGAGAAUAUCGGAAACUGUUGGCACGUACGCAACAAUGAAUCAAGAAUGGCGCACAAUGUUUGCAGCUCAAGAUAACGCCCAGCACGCUAUCGUUAAAAUGUCGGACAUGACUGGAAGCAGUGGCAGCCCCAGCCAGAGCAUACACAGUGGAGACAUCCAUUUAUCUCCACAUCAUUGCCUAUCAGAUAUGGCCAGCAUUAAUUCCCUCAUGAAUGAUCAUUCCCUUCACGAGCGAUCUUACAUUCAAUAUAGAUGUGCGCCUUGCCGAUUAGAAGUACGACAAUUAACGUACCGAAAGCAAGAGCAACAUACAGCUGUGUUAAGAGCGAAGCGUUGGGCUAACAAUGUCGCUUGCGAAGCUGGCUCCACAUUACUGCCAAAGGAUUGGCGGCCCCGAGGAAUUCCAGUUGCGCAUCUUCAUGAACACAGAGCUGCAGUAAAUAGAUUGGUUUCGGUACCGGAUACUAGUCUAUUUGCGAGUAGUUCCUCCGAUGGAUGCAUAAAAAUCUGGGAUGCCAGUAAAAUGGAGGGACGAAAUAUCGCUAAUCGUUCUAGACAAACAUAUAUGCAUAGAGGAGGUCCGCUGGUUGGCUUAACUGUAUGUGAUCAAGGGCAAUCUUUAGCGAGUUCGGCGAGCACAUCCGGAACGGUAUUCGUACUUCGGAUUGAGCCUAACUCUAGUAAAAUGAGUCUAAUCGGCACUCGCCAAUUAGAUCUCCAGGAAGAAGGAUGUGCUGUCGAUCUUCAGUAUCUAGAUUCCGGUUCUCAAUCCGUUCUUGUGUACGCUUCGUUGUACGGAUCGCUAGUAGGUUGGGAUCUACGAUGUCCUGGGACAACGUGGCGCUUGGAAAACGAUUUGAAACAUGGAGUCAUCACGUCGUUUUGCGUAAACAGUCAUCAGCAAUGGUUGACUCUCGGCACGAGCUCAGGUAUCCAUACCUGUUGGGACUUGAGGUUCCAAUUACCAAUAACAAGCAUCAAGCACCCGACAGGUGCCAGAGUGCGUAAGGUAAUUACACAUCCAACGGAACAUUCAUGGAUAAUCUCGGCGGUGCAAGGCAACAAUGAAAUCUCCAUGUGGAAUUUGGAGACCGAUCAUCGACAAAUGGUUUUAUGGGCAUCAAAUGCCCCGCCACUGAGCCGUACUCAAACUGGUCACACUGUGUGCGCCAUGUAUGCUGGAUGCAUUGAUUGCUCAGGAUUUCUUUUGGCUGGCGGCUCCGAUAUGCGAUUACGUUUUUGGGAUUUCAAUAGACCCAAUGCAUCCUACGUUGCUUUGCCUGCUGCUAAUGAUGUUCUCACACCAAAUUCAUUGGCAUACGAUUUACGUUUGAUAGAUGGAACGAACGUCGUGCAGGAAGUAUUAGUGGACGACGAUUCCAAUCCGUUGUCCGGAAAUGACACAAGAGGAAGAAAUAUAGAAGAGAGCGGUCCUGAGACUCCACCCUCUGGCCAGCACGACACGAUCUCCGCCGUGGCUAUGUCGAAUACGUGCAUUCUCACCGGCAGUACAGACGGUCUGAUACAAGUCUGGAAAUGAUUGUACUUCUUGCUCCCAAAUUCAAUUUCAAGAUUUCUCGCACGAAUGACAAAGGGUUUUAGUGCAAUGCAGACUUUCUCUCCAGUAAUAACAAAACUAUUGUGAUCCAAGUAAGGAAUAAGUUACUCUAGAAUCGUUCAGGUAAAUUAUCCAGCAAUGCCGAGCAAUGAUCGUAGUAUAAUUUAUUUAAGAGUCGCGCAGAGGAAUUGUGAUGACAGUAUAAUUAUGAUACCAUCUUGUUGGCAAAAAUUAUAUUUUUUUAAACAAUUCUAUAAUUAUUAUUGAUGACAGGUUUCAUUAGAAGUUAUGAUGAUAUCAUACUUAUCUCACUAUGCAAAAGAAACAUGAACUCAACAAAUCAAAUCUAUUCCCAGAUUGGUUCACAUUUAUAUAAUUAAAAAAAAAUCAGAAAUCUAUUUCUCAAUAUAAUUUUAUAGAUUAACUAUAUAGUACAAUAUAAUACAAUUCUCUCGAUUGUAUUUAAAUCUAUUUUUAUUUAUGUUGUUCAAUUGAUCUAUUUAUUGUUCAAUUUGUUUAGAUAAUGUGUUAAAGAUGACUCUUGUCGUUUUCUUGAACUACAAGCAUCGACGUACGCACAACACCGCCGUGCUGUACGAACACUCUGUGAUCCUGGACUGUACAUAGAGCAUGUAAUAUGUACAUGAUAUUUAAAACUAUUGAUUAUUACACUUACGCUGUAAAAGCGUGCAUUUUUUAAAAAAAACUUGAACGUAAACUUACAUUAUAAUGUAACAUGUAUAAAAUGUACAUAGCUUAUUUUUAUACGUAAGAAAAGAGAAAAAAGAAAAAGAGUAUUAUUGAUGUCUAGGCAGAUGUGACGGACUUAGAAUGUCGAUGUUACACAGAUCGAUUUGAAAUAACUAAUAUCUAAGUUAGCAAAUGUUUGGCAGAUCCGUACGCGCAUUAUAAAUUUGCUAAAAUGAAGUUGUAUCCAUAUGAAGUGACUAUAGCACGGAAUAUUUUUACGAUUAUGGAAUAUGAUAAAGUUUAUAAGUUAUAUUUUUAUAGCUUUUAGCUGUUUUUCAACUUUAUUUUUAUUAUUUUAUUUUAUUAUUAUACCAUUCAUUGACUCGUUCACUUUGAUAAAAAAAUUAUUUAUUGCAAUGCGAUAAGUUUCGUAGUUUUUUCUUUUUUUAUUUUAAAUUUAAUAAAUGCGAAUACGGAUCGAAAAAUGAGGAGUAAUAAGGUUUGCGUAUGAAAGAUGCAAUACGCAGCAUUUAUCUCCUCAAUUCGUAAUACUUUACAGUACGUAGUUAUAUGUAAUCACAAAUAUUUAUGUAUACUAGUUUGCUAGUAUUGUCAAAUACGGACACAUUACGUACACGUAACCAUAUUGACUGAAAUACUCGUAACCGGUGGACAUACACUGUCUAAAACUACAUUGUUACAAUAAAUUUAUAUUUUUAACGCA